Molecule: messenger RNA, 1852 nt
Organism: Amoebophrya sp. A25
Lineage: Eukaryota; Dinophyceae; Syndiniales; Amoebophryaceae
Source: the annotation of a GenBank genome assembly
CACGCUUCGUGCUUGUUCCGUUGCAAGAUCGACGAUCGUUCUGUAUAUUAACCGACAAGGCAUCCGCAGGCACCAGUAGCACACUUUUCUUGCAAGACGCGAGAUCGAGAUAAGUACAUACAAGAUCACUUCUGGUUCCUCCAUACAAGGAUACUAUAGAUUUAGAUACUCUGGUAGAGGCAGAAAGAGAAACAAGAUGGACAACAGAUGAUCCCAACAUCAUGGCAAGCUUGAUGAUGAUGAUCGCCGCCAAGCUCGUGGGGCUCCAAAAGUAGUCAGGCGCGAAUAGGAACCCAACCAUAGCAAACGCAACCAUUUACAACAAUCGAAAAAAGUAUUAGAGUAAGAUAAAGGAGGUAUUCAGAGUUUUUUCCAUUGCAUCGAAGUGUAGGGCCACAGUUUCAGUUAUUAUUCGCAUUUUGAAGUAUCAACAUCAAGCCACCGAAAAAGCGAGCGUCUUCGUCUACCGAUCGAGUCUAUGCUUCUUUCGAGAGGUCCGUAACCACGACAACAACUAUCACCUUGAGACAGAGGCCUUGGGGGUUUUCGCGACACAAGCGCUGGCGAUUGCGUGCGUUGAUGACAUCAAAACCGAGUGGGGUAUCACAUUUGGUGAGAUUUUGGGGGUCACCGAUCCCCCGCCAGACGAUCCGUAUAGCGUACCGGAAGACAACCGUAAGAAGCCCUUCGAUGGCAAACCAUUGGUCGUGACUGAGGCACUCGGAGAGGAUGACAGUGAAGCGCUACUCCUUAAGGAAGUCCCGUACAACGCAGCAAGGCCAACUUCAAGUGACACAACGGCGAAAGCCGCGUCGACGAAACGCCAAAAAACAAGUACUGACUUUAUCACAGUGCACGUGCAGGCCGCCGCAUCAUAGUACGUGUUGCUUUGUCUGAGGUAUUUGCUGCACUUCACUUCCAUCGAGUUGCAGCAGCAUUAUAGUCCUCCAAAUUAUUUGGAUUGUCAUUGUGUGACCUUUAUUUUAACUCCUAGAAAAUGAAGCAUAUUAAGAGAAACCCACUGCGACUGCAAAAAGUGUACUCGUACUGUGCCUAAUUUAUUUAGAUAAUACAUGAUAGAUUGAUUGUUGAUAGCAUAGAAAACCCAUCAUCAUGGCGGAUGCAUGCAGGUGGAGCGCGCUUGCUCUCUGAAAUAUUUCAGAAUCUUCAUCUUUCUCUCUGUCUUUACAAAGCUCCGUGUCCUCGGUUGCGAAAGGAAAUGUAAAGGCCACCAGCUUUUCAUCGUCGAAAGCUCCUCGUCCUGUAGCGGUAAAAGCAAAGGCGAAAGCAGGCGCAAAAUCGUCGUCAGCUUCAUCUUCUACCCAAACGCUUUACUAUCUCCGUUUCCAUACCAUUUGGUCAAAGUGGGGAAAGGGCAGCGAGAAGGACCACAAGAAGUUGUGACCUUACAAGACGAAAUUAGCGGCCGUGACGGCCGCGGUCAAGACCAUCGAGGAUGCGAUGGGUGGCUCCAAGUUCGGGAGGGAAAUCGGAGGAGACAUUAUCGUAGUCGACAAUCGGAAGAAUCCGCCCGAUAAUGGAGCGCUCCUUCAGGUCGAGGACCACGGAGACUACCAGACGCACUUUGUGGAUAUUGAAUCUAAGAAGCCUUCACACUCGGAGUCGAAGGAAGUUGAAUUUCUCUCGGAAGAAGUAGAUCAAGAUAUCUUCUACCUGAUCAUUUUAUUGAACGAAGAGCAACACGAAGACGGCUGAAAACAUUUGCGGGAGAGUAGCUCACAGACACAAUGAUAAGCAGAAAGGGGUUUCGACGAAGCGCCAAACUCGUAGCAAGCGAGGAGAUGUGAUCUUCUUUUCUUUGAAUUUCGAACGCACGAUGUUGAUGACGUCG